Molecule: messenger RNA, 6155 nt
Organism: Cydia strobilella
Lineage: Eukaryota; Metazoa; Arthropoda; Insecta; Lepidoptera; Tortricidae
Product: fatty acid synthase-like
Exons: 37
Coding region: 33-6155 (2040 amino acids)
Biological process (GO): fatty acid biosynthetic process
Molecular function (GO): oxidoreductase activity; fatty acid synthase activity
Source: RefSeq, a predicted model, not a curated record
GCGAUAGUUACAAGUGCGGGGUAAUUUGCAUAAUGGCUCCAACACCGCAGGAGAUACCUCAAGUGGAUACCAAGGAGACGGAGCGUGUGAAUGGCGACGAUCUGGACGGGAAACGCGUUGUCAUCUCCGGGAUUUCGGGCUCCUAUCCGCGCUCGCUCCAUAUAAAGGAACUCUCUGAGAUCCUGUACAAUAAGGUGGACCCAAUAGUGGAUGGCAAACCGCGCUGGAACUACCACCAUCCAGAAGUUCCGAAACAAGUGGGCUUAAUCCCAGGUCUGGAUCUGUUUGAUGGCCAGUUCUUCCGAGUUGCCUACCGUAUGGGGAUCUACAUGGACCCCAUGUCGCGGAAACUACUCGAACAUGUCUACCAAGCCAUAUACGAUGCAGGUGUAAACCCUGAGCAUCUGUCCGGGAAGAAAGUCGGCGUUUACGUGGGAUCUAGCUUGGCAGAAAGUAAUAAAACCGGUUUUUACUUGGGCUUUGAAGACAAGACGGGUUUAAGUAUAGCUGGGUGCAACAAGUCAAUGUUCGCCAAUCGGGUUUCCUACUGGCUCAACGCGAAGGGUCCAUCAUUGGCUGUCGACGGCGGGUGCUGCAGCUCCGCAGUAGCGCUGGAGCAAGCCUACCAGGCGCUCACUCGAGGCGACUGCGAGGCAGCCGUGGUAGGUGGCUGUAACAUCUGCCUGCAUCCGCAAACUUCUAUCCAUUUGGGCAGGUCAAUUUCUCUAUGUUUGGAUGGUAAAAAUAAAUCCUAUGACAAAUCAGCUGAUGGCUGUGUGAGAUCUGAAGGCAUUAACGUGCUCUUCUUACAAAAAGCUAAAGAUGCUUUAAGAAUUUAUGCUGACGUAGUUUACUCCAAAGUGAAAUAUAUUGCUCAUAAACAUCCUGGAAGCUGGAACCGAACAACGGAGGAAGUUACAGAAUUCCUCAAAGAAUUUUAUGAUGAAAUCAAAGUAUCUCCGAGAGAUGUUGAAUAUGUGGAAGGCUUUGGAGCAGGUGACGCUGAAGUUGACAAGACAGAGUUGGAAGCAAUAGAUAAUGUGUUCUGCGGAGGUCGCAGUGACCCUCUCUACGUCGGCAGCGUCAUGUCCAAUGUGGGCUACUUAGAGUCCGCUUCGAGUAUUGCGGGGAUUACGAAGGUGCUUCUGGGUUACCAUACUGGUCAACUGGCUGGCAACCUGCAUUGCGAGCAGCCAAGAGACGACGUGGCUGCCCUACGCGAGGGUCGCAUUCAGAUCCUGCGCGACCACAAGCCAACGGCGAGGUCGUACAUAGCUGUCAACGGUCUGUCGGUCACCGGUAUCAACUCCCAUGUGCUUUUAAAUGGUCAUUACAAGCCGAAGGACCUGACUAAAUACGAGUGCAAUAUACCGCGCCUGGUUCUAAUCUCAAGCCGAACGGACGCCGCUGUUACUAAAGUGAUAGAAGCAUUAAAAUCAAAACCUAUCGACGCUGAGGAAUUAGCUUUGAUUCAAAAUAUUCACUCUUCUAGAAUAAAUGGUCAUCUAGGCAGAGGAUUUACUAUUUUGGAUACAGAUAAAGAAUCGAAGACCACAAGUCUGUGUGAGAAGGCGACGUAUUUCGACAGCGGCGACCGGCCUCUUUGGUUCGUGUACAGCGGUAUGGGCUCGCAGUGGGCGGGCAUGGGCGCACAACUUAUGCGCAUUCCCAUCUUCGCGGCUGCUAUUGAAAAAUGUCGGCGAGUAUUAGAACCUAAAGAUAUCGAUAUUCUCCAUAUUAUAACUUCGGAUGACAAAACUAUCUUCGAUAAUAUUUUACAUUCCUUCGUGGGGAUUGCUGCUGUGCAAAUUGGAUUGACGGAUAUACUCCUUGAAUUAGGUUUAGUACCAGCCAAGAUUAUAGGGCAUAGCGUCGGCGAGCUUGGCUGCGCGUACGCUGACGGCUGUUUGACGGCCGAAGAGAUGAUUUUGGCAGCCUACAGCCGCGGCCUCGUGUCUGUGCAGACCCCCUUUAUACGCGGCUCCAUGGCAGCUGUCGGCAUGGGGUUUGAAGAGGUGUCAAAGAUGUGCCCGCCGGAAAUCGAGGUGGCCUGUCACAAUUCAACCGGGUCCAGUACCGUCUCCGGCCCAGCUGACGUUAUGACGCAGUUUGUUGCUGACUUGACAGCAAAAAGUAUCUUCGCGAAGGAGGUCGCCUGCUCCAACAUCGCCUAUCAUUCACGAUACAUUGCCGAAGCAGGACCUGGACUCCUUAAAUGCUUGAAGGAGGUUAUUAAAACACCGAAACUCCGAAGCGAGCGUUGGGUAUCAACAUCGGUACCACAGGAUAGGUGGGAAGAAGAACUAGCCAAGUUUUCUUCGGCUGAGUAUCACACUAACAAUUUGCUGAGCCCAGUACUCUUCGAGGAGACGUCCCGACUAAUCCCAAAGAACGCGGUGCUGGUGGAGGUGGCCCCGCAUGGUCUGCUGCAAGCGAUCCUUAAGCGGGCGAUGCCGUCGUGUGCAAACGUACCACUUACCCAACGAGGGCACGCAGACAAUGCACGUUUCUUACUGGAAGCCAUUGGACAAUUGUUCAUGGAGGGCUACUAUCCUGACAUUCGUCAGUUGUACCCGAAGGUCGAGUUUCCCGUCUCCACUGGGACGCCUCAUUUGUCGCACUUGGUCGAAUGGGCUCAUCACGAAAAAUGGAAGUUCCCGUCGUAUGCCAGUCCAGAAAGAGUUGCAUCUUCUACGUGCAUUUUUAAGAUAUCACUCCAUGACGCCGAACAUCUUUACUUACAUGGUCACCGAAUUGAAGGCAAGACGUUGUUCCCGUUCGCCUCCGCGCUGGUCUGCGCCUGGGACACGCUGGUAAUGGUUGCGGGUGCGCCGCUCCGCGCGUCAUCCGCGCAGUUCCGAGACGUCAUACUUCACGCGCAGCCUGUGUUGCACGAGUCGCGUCUGCUGCGGCUCACUGUCGUAUUGCAACGGGGUUCUGGCCACUUUGAGAUCGAAGAUGGAAUUACAAAAGUAGCUUCAGGUUAUGUGCUUUUGGAAACAAACAAGAAAGAGAGUGCUGAAACUGAAGGUUCUAAAGAUUCGGUGGAAGACAUUGUAAUAGGACAGGAUGAAAUAUACAACAUUCUUAAUGAGAGAGCACUUAAAAAUAAUUAUGUAUUUUUGUGUAAUUUAAAAGUUGUGUUCACUAACAGGGGUGAAUUCCGUGGUAUUCGUGAAGUAAAUCCUUCAUUAACUGCGGCCCGCGUCCCAUGGCACGGACGCUGGGAGACCUUCCUGGACUCACUACUGCAGCUCAACGUUCUUAGACAACCUCACGAUCACAUCUCACAGCCGGUCUUCAUCAGGGAAAUCAAUAUAAAUACAGACAUACAUGCUAAAUCUGUUGAGGUUGCAGACUUGAAGGUUGAAGUGUGCUCGGUCCAGGACUAUACCAGAUGUGGUGGAGUCACAUUUAAAGGCAUUAAUUUCCGUAAUAUUGUAAAAUCUGACGAAGAUUCUUUAGUUUUCGAUACAACAAAGUUUGACCCGAAAUAUCAAGUUAAAGACAUUGUAAAUGUUGAAAACGGUGAAAGAUCCGGAAAUGGAAAAGUAUUGAGGAGCAGUGUAGCUGGAGACUUGGAAUCCUUACACUGGGUUGAGGCCCCUGCUGUAGAAAGUCCUGGCAUCCCGGUUAAGGUACACUUCGCUGGUCUGAAUGCUUCCGAUGUACUCAAAGUUAAAGAACCGUUUGUUGAUCAACAUGAAUCUAGUGAUGGUGUUUAUGGAAUGGAUUUCAGCGGAAGUACUGAAGACGGGACGCGUGUGAUGGGCUUGACGCGCGGCGCUGCGCGCGAAUAUGCGCAUGCGAUGCCCCAGCUCUUGUGGCCGGUUCCAGCACACUGGAGCCUUGAAGACGCUGCCACAGUGCCCUUCGCUUAUGCACACGCAUUCUACUGCCUUGCCAUAAAAAUGUGUCUAAGCCGAGGUAUGAAAAUGUUGGUGAGCGGCGGCGCGGGCGCAACAGGACAAGCCAUAAUCGCGCUUGCGCUGCAUUCCGAGUGUCGGGUCUUCGUCGUGGUCGGCGACGUCUUCAAGAAGAACUUCUUAAUGAAAAUGUUCCCUAAAUUGAAUGCUGAUGACAUCAUUUGCUGCCGGGACGAUACAUUCCUGAACCGCGUAUUGCCUGCGACCAACGGACUUGGCUGCGAUAUUGUUAUAUGCAGUACAGGGCAAUACAAGGAUGCCUACAUACAGUGCUGUGGGACCUUAGGAUUCACGUUGGACAUUCAUCAAGUGAAGAGGAAUGAAAACUACCGGUUCAAAAUGCAGGCGUUGACUUAUGAUAGAUGUUACGUUUGCCUGGAUUUUUCUUCCCUGUUUGUUCGUAAUGACAUAGAAACCUUCCAGAGGCUGCAACGGCUAGUAGCAGAAGGCAUCAGCGCAGGUUGGGUGCGGCCGCUAUCGCGGGUGACGUACGCCCCGCAAGACGCCACGCGUGCUUUCCGCACGCUCGCCCGCGGCGCGCAUCUCGGCCGGGUGCUGUUGCGCGUGCACGAUGCGACAUCUCGUGUAGAGACCGGGGAGUGGCAGAAAUGGGGCGUAAAUGUAAAAACAUCCUCAGAAAAUCUCACUCACACCGAUUGCGCAUCAAAUCUGCUCAAGCAAAGUUUUAGUCUGGGUCCAGUUGAAGGAGUCUUUGUAGUUAUCGCUGAACAAGUGAAUGAUCAGACGCGAGAAAUCUACAAAACUCUGCUGGAGAAUUUGGACGUGCAGACAAGGAAAAUGACAUCUAUCAAGUACUUUGUAGUAAUUGGCAUCAAUAACUCUCUAGGAGAGAAAGUUUGUGUUUCAAGAGCAGCAGACGGGUUCCCGGCAAUGAUGCUUUCCGUAUCGAUAGACACAAAGGUUGAAGGUAGUUUACUAGCAAGUUACGGUGACAUUGUUAAUGCAACAGGGCGGGGACUGCAGACUAAGCAGCCCGUCAUUUUUGCUCAGUAUCCGACUGUUUGCGAACAAUCUCUAACACAACAAAUAGAAAAAAUCAUUUAUGUCAACUUAACAGGAAAUGCUGAUAGCAAAACUUUACAAGAUUUUGGCGUGACCAAGGACCAAGCUCAAAAACUUUGGGUUUAUCUGAGAGACAAGCGAAAUAUUUACAUCCCUGAAGACGAAGUUGCACUACUCAGUGUAGAAAAAAUACGAGGAAUGGAGGAAACGUUAAAAGAGUCAAAUGCAUCGGCCGAAGGCCUUACUGCUUUUAUUCCCUUCGUGGAUACUGAUGAGCUCACUGCUACAAUUAACGUUGUGGUGAUGCCCACACUCACACAAGGCUGUGACAUGAGAGACGACGAGUUCGACGCGUCCGAUGCAUGUCUGUACAUAGUCCCAGGACUACAAGGCCUGUAUCAGCGGUACAACGCGCUGUGCGAGCGACUGAAGCUGGCAGCUGUCGUGUUGCAGCCCGGUUUGGACCAGCCCGACGAGUCGCUGUCAGACAUGACCAAGAGAUAUACUACGAUGAUCCUGAAGAAAAAAGGCGAAAACAAAAAGUUUUACCUGUUAGGUCACGAACUGGGAGUACUCUCCGUUUUUGAAAUCGCUGCAGCACUAGAAGAUCAAGGCAUGACGGGCACGGUGUUCUGCCUGGGUGGCGGGCCGGACGAGUUCAUGGCCGAACUAGAGCGGCAGCUGUUCCUGGCGCACGAGGGCGACGACCCAGAGUCAGCUCUGCAGGAGGCGGUGGCGAGGCAUAUGUGCGCGCUCAUGGGGUAUUCGUCGCCGCAGCUCGACGCUGCGUUGCGCGACGCCCCGACAUGGCCGCAGAAGGUGAAGGAGAGCGUGAAGGCUUUGCGCGGACGCGUGACUCACUCGAUGCAGUACGCGCGCUUGCUGAUAGAAGCAGUUUACGCGCGCGUAAUGAAAGCCAAGCAUCACACGAGGCUCGAGCCGCGCGCGCUUCAAUCGCGAGUGGUCGUCCUGCGCUCCCCCGCGCCCUUAUACCUCGACCCCCUUGAGCUCCAGUGCUACACGCGCGAGCCACUCGUCGUGCAUGACCUACUCGCCCCGCUCGCGCUCGCCGCUGACGACCUUCGCUCUGCAGCCAUCAUAAACCAAUAUCUUGAUCAGGAAACAAUACAAUCCUUUGUUAAGAAGACUCUCUGCUUUACCUAUCUGAUGGAUUCGGAGAAUUAUUUCAAUGUUGAUGAUGAGUAA